This is a messenger RNA of Coregonus sp. 'balchen', 10762 nucleotides long. Lineage: Eukaryota; Metazoa; Chordata; Actinopteri; Salmoniformes; Salmonidae. The record is from the annotation of a GenBank genome assembly.
CAUGCUCUCUACUAUGUAGGCCGACCUCAGGUUAUGAGGGUAUCAAAGUUAUUUUAAAGACUGUUUCUGAUUUUAAGACUUUUGAUGGUUUGAACGAAAUUGCCCAUUUUGCAUGUAGGGAAGCUUUUCUACCAUUUAUGCAGUGUCGCAAGAUGACUUCACUUAUUUUCAUGUAACUGCUGUUGUGCGGGAAAAGAAAAGCGUUCGACCCGGUGGCAUGAAAAGCAACAAAGGAAGAGUAAUUUCCUACUCAGGUGUGAUCGACUUUUCCUCCGAGGACUGCUCGCACCAUCAAGCAACAGGUAGUCCUUUCAGGGUUUAAACCAGCCAAGCCUACCCCGAGUGACUCCGGACCAACAUGGCAGGCGCUGAAGAUGCGAAGGGGAAAGUGGAUUUGUUGGAGGAUAACCGAAUAGACUCUGGUGUUGAAUCCUUCCAAUCUUUUACGAAAGAUGACCCCUUUAAUAAAACGGUACGGGAUUCGACUUCUGAAUCCAGUGAAGCCAGGGACAAAUUUAGCAACAACACAGAGGAGAGGUUAGAUUCUGCUUAUGGCUCGUCGUCACUAACUGUUGAGAAUUUCAGUGAGAUUAUAGAGGGCUGCAACAUUUCGGAGUCUGAAGAUGACAGUGCGGAGAAUACAGAAUUUGAACAUAAAGAGAACCUUCUCACCAGCAUCACUGAAGAUGGAGACACGUAGGCCUAAGUUUUUUUAUAUUUACAUUUUUAAACUAAUACAUAUUUUAAUGUAUCCUAUGGCUAUGUUCUUCAAUAAGUAAAAUGUGUCCAUGUUAUGGUGAAACGAUGUAUCAAGAAAACACGCAUGUGUGCAAUCGUAACCGUGUUUAUUUUGCAUUUAAUUGACACAUUUUUCAAUAUAGAUAAAAGUAGGGCCAACCGUAAUUUGAGUUUAAUUUUCCUAUCUCCUUUAAUCCCAAUCACUGUAUCCAUAAUGACAUUUCACAGUCUAAAAUGCAUAGCAUAGGCUAUUGAGUUACCAAUUGGGCCAUGAUUACAGUUUUAUCAACCAAUUUAAUCCUAAUGCACAAUGUGAUGUCUGCUCUACCCCAUACAUUUGUGCUUAUCCAAAAACCAACCCUUCACCCCAAGCCCCUAGAGAUGCUCCCAGAUACACCCUGCAGAUCUGACAGAAUUGGUUUGGUGUUGCUAUUUGGUUGUCCUCUUAUGGGGUUUCAACUGGCCAUGAGAGCAUAGACUAAAAUUACCACUGUCAUCAAACAGAAUAUGUUUUCUUUGACAUCAUCAUGUCUGGUGGGAUGACUGGAUGUCUGAGUGUGUUAACCACAAUAACAAUUUGAAGAUGGAUGCAUUUUUGUAGGCUAGGCCUACUGCACGAAUUUGCAGCUUAACACUCAAGCCACCCACAGUGUUGCAGCUAUCAAUUAAUAAAAGGCUUGGGGGAUAGGUAGUAGUUUUGGCCUGCGCUGGAGAAAUUCAGCUCUUUCUUUGCAUGUGUCAUUUUAAUCCUAUUCCCAAUCAUUAUAGCAUGUGAUGUCGACUAAGAAGAGAUUUUAAGUUUGGAGUGAUACACUCAGGCCUGUGAAAGCUGUCAUGAUAUGAUUGUUGAUGUGUAUGGACUCCUGUAGGGUGCCUCGACUUGGAAAGCAGAAGUGUAAGACAUGGCCGUGGAAAUUCCCCAUGAUAGAAGGAAGGGCACAUGUUCACGUAGUACUUCUCUCUCUAGGUCCGAUAAUAGGCUGAUCAAUGAAAUUCAUACAAUUGUCACACACGCAGUCACAGACGUGCAGACUUUUGUCCUUAUCGGCCUUCUACAUGUGAUUUUGCAUUCCACUCAUCGUCUUGGCUUUGUCUUUGGAGUCCGUAUACUCUGAAAGAUAUUGUGUUGAUCGCUAUCAAUUGUUCAAAGUCAUAGUGAGUCUGUGUAACGAUUCCAUUGAUAGAGUAACAGCUUUUUUGUCUCUGACCUCCUUUCAUAUCCUCGCUCUCAUUGUCUAACUAUGUCACAAGGAAGCAUUCUCUAGCCUGCACUAUAGUUACCGAACAACAGAAAGAACCCACAAUACAUUACGUCAAUCGUCUGACUUGAGAAAGUAUCAUGGUGCAGGCAUUUAAUUUCCCCCAUGGGAUUUUUUUAUUUGUUUUAUCUUACUCAACCGUUAUUCAAACUAGUAAGUCCCAUUGAGAUAAAAAAAAAUACGUAUAUUUUCAGAGGAAGAUCUUGCCAAGAGAUGCAUUUUGCAUUUGAAUAUAGACCUUGUACCAUUCAAAGUUGAAAGAAUGCUGGCAAGCUCUGUAGUCUGGUCCCAGAUCUGUUUGUCACACUAAACAUUGACCAUAGGAGUUGGCAAGACGGCACAAACAGAUCUGGGACCAGGCUACUGGCUCUGCUUUGAAGAGGAGUUAUUGGACAAUAAUCUCCGGUUAUAAGGGGUGACUGUGACUAUAGUGACAUACUUGUGCAAGUAAAUGUUUGUUUUUUUAAGUUGCUUUUUUUAUAUAUCAAAUGGAUUGUCUUAAAAUGAAGUCACAAGAUAAAUUGAUUUGCCUGACGACAUUUAGCUUGGAACAAGGUUAGGCUAAACAAGUUACUACUUUCUCAUCAGUUAGUUAGGUAGACAAUGAGUGGCUCCCAAUUGGCACCCUAUUCCCUAUAUAGUGCCCUGGUCAAAAGUAGUGCACUAGGUAGGGAAUAGAGCCCUGGUCAAAAGUAGUGCACUAUGUAGGGAGUAGUGUGUGAACAAUGUCUUCUGGAAAGCCUUGUCGUAGGUUAAAUAUAGCACGGCGGUGGCCUUGUUCCAUUUCCUGCAUUUGGCUAUUUUAUCUGCUAGAACUUCCCCUUUAGAUUUUGGGGCAAGAGUUUCUUGUUGCUGUUGUUUUCCACUUUGUAUUUAUCAAAUGUCAUGACAGUGUAUAUGGGCUGCAGUAAAGAACACAAUGCAUUGCAUUUGCUAUUAUAACGGAGUAGUUCAAGUCCAUAGGCCUGAGCCUUGUGUUAGCUGAACAUUCGGCAAUAACCCGUUGGUUCUGUUUGUUCGAUCUUAGGAUAUUAUCCAAAUAACUUGAGUUCAGUUACGACGAAUGACAACUGAGAAGAUAAAUAUUUGAAAAGUGCUUUGUGGAAUCAAACAUCCUCUUGACAUGACUAUCCUUUGCAUAAAAGUUCCAUUAUUGCGCAACAUUCACAACCACUGAGCACUGUGUGGCCUACUAAGCAGUUUUCAUUUAUGGGAUGCUAUGUGCUACAUUUCCAGGUAGGUCUAGAUGUCGUUCUAAGAAUUCUCAAGCAGGUAAUUCUUUCCAUCACAUGAUGAAAUCCAUUUAUUAUAUCCUGUGGCUGCUCACAUGUAAAUGUUUAAAUUAAAGUAACUAGAAAUGUAAUGAGAAACUUUUCCACUCUCCCCAGGCUGCUCACUUUUCAGUUGAAUGCAACUCAAAACUGCUUUUGCUUGCUGUGCGGCCUAGGCUGUGUUACUGCAAAAGCACUUUGUGACAACUGCAAUGUAAAAAAGGCUUCAUAAAUGAAUCUGAUAGAUGUAUUAUUUACAUUUGAUAAAAAAAAGUUUUGUUUUUGUCGCCCCCUCCAGACUCCUGCAUUUAGCCAUCAUCCAUGAAGAUGAACACUUUGCUCGUCAAUUGAUACAGCUGUUCCCCAAAGAUGUCUUGGACAUCCAGAACAACUUGUACCAGGUACAGAAGACACAGCAACAUCCCCUUCUCUUUACAGCCUGAACACGGGGACUGGUGUACUGAAACUACUUAACCUUCAUGAUCCUUCCUCUUGACGAUUGCAACUGCCAAUGUUUAUGAUAACAACAGAGAUGAUCCUGUAGUUCAAGAGAAGUAUCUUCCCUGUUCUCCAGUAGUACAUCCUCUUACUGGAACGGGUUCAGUGGGUGAGAGGGGUUCUAGGGUUAUUUAUCAAAUCAAAUCAAAUCAAAUUUUAUUGGUCACAUGCGCCGAAUACAACAGGUGCAGACAUCACAGUGAAAUGCUUACUUACAGCCCUUAACCAACAGUGCAUUUAUUUUUAACAAAAAAAGUAAAAAUAAAACAACAACAAAAAAAGUGUUGAGAGAAAAAAGAGCAGAAGUAAAAUAAAGUGACAGUAGGGAGGCUAUAUAUACAGGGGGGUACCGUUGCAGUCAAUGUGCGGGGGCACCGGCUAGUUGAGGUAGUUGAGGUAAUAUGUACAUGUGGGUAGAGUUAAAGUGACUAUGCAUAAAUAAUUAACAGAGUAGCAGCAGCGUAAAAAGGAUGGGGUGGGGGGGCAGUGCAAAUAGUCCGGGUAGCCAUGAUUAGCUGUUCAGGAGUCUUAUGGCUUGGGGGUAGAAGCUGUUGAGAAGUCUUUUGGACCUAGACUUGGCACUCCGGUACCGCUUGCCGUGCGGUAGCAGAGAGAACAGUCUAUGACUAGGGUGGCUGGAGUCUUUGACAAUUUAAUAAGGGAGUAAAUUGAAAUUGGAUACUCGCCUGCUUUCCCAUGUUCAAAAACAAGAAAUCUUAUCUGGAAUAUUUUUGCCUCUAAGGCUGAGAUUACACAGGCAGCCCAAUUCAGAUUUUUUUUAUCUUCACUAAUUGGUCUUUUGAUCAAUCACUUAUGAUCUUUUCACAUCAGAUCUUUUUCAUAGCUGAUCUGAUUGGUCAAAAAAACAAUUGGUGGAAGAAAUAUCAGAACUGGGCUGCCUGAGUAAACGCACAGUGCAUAUUUUAGAGGAGGUUUGAGUGAACAUGAAGGGUGUGGGGUGUAACCUGUCACUUACAGGGGCGAGGGAGGUAUGAGGGGUGGUGAGGCAAGCUGACGGGGCGUUAGAGAAAUCCUGAUGGGUCGGAGAGGAAAAUGUCUAGGAGGGCAGAAAUGACAGUCAGCAUUUUGCACCGUGACUCACACACAUAUAGCCUUGUUCUAUCUUUGUUCUGUUAGCAUUUACCAAAAGCCACACAAGCAAUGGUGGCCCUACUGGUUAUAUUAGUCAGCCCUACCCAGUUCAAUCAGCAGUUUCAUAUUGAGAUGCCUCAGGUCUAACAAUGCAUUUUUGCUAAUCACCUCACUUGGCAUUAAAGAGUUGAACUAUUCUAUAGUAAAGAUCAGUCAAAGAUACUAGCUACUGUACUUAAGAACCUAUAUCGGCUUUUAGCAACGCUGAUUGUACUCAAAUCACUUUGAAAGAGGGUCCAUACUGACUCCAAGUCAGAUAUCACUGUCAAUGUUGGGUGGGCUGGCAGCCAUAUUGAGUGUACCAUGGGAGUUAUUAUUUUCUAUGCAUGUUCCCAGACACCGCUACACCUAGCCACCUACCUGAGCCUUUCUUCGGUGGUGCGGGGCCUGGUGGAGAGCGGGGCCAGCCUGGAGCUGCAGGACCAGGAGGGGAACACGCCGCUCCAUGUGGCCUGCGAACACGGCCGGGCCGAGUGCGCCACCGAGAUGACCCGGGAUGUCUCCUCCAGCAAGCUGGACCCUGUGCUGGAGUCCCAGAACUGGAGAGGUGAGAAAGCAGGGCCCAUAUUAAUUUGUCACCAAAAGAGAAAAAAAAUGACUGAAACAGGGAGGGACUACCUUGACAUCUGUUGCAAAAUGUUUUGCUACGGUAUGCACAAAUGAAAACAACUCUGGGCCACCUUUAGUAGGCAAAUGUGUAACGUUGCAGAUAGAAAUGUCAUAAAUAGAGCUGACGCAAUGCCUUAUUCUACAUGUCAGGGAUAAAUGUUCUACUUAAUGUAUUUCUAUCUGAACAUUCCAUAACGUUUGCCUACUUACCAGGGCCCAGGAUGAUCAGCUUGUAGGCAGUGUACAAGGCUAUAACAAUACCAUGAUGUGAUGGCUCUUUAUUUAAUGUAACUUCCUGUUGAUGUGUUGGCGUCUUCAGCAUGUCGGCGUCUAUGCGAGGAUGUGCCCACCUCACGUGUUGUGUUUUAUUGCAACAUUGCACUGUGCGAGACAAAAUUGGUGUAAAUUAAUCAUUGUUGCUGUCUAGCUAGUUUUCGAUGUUUCCGGCUUUGCAGAUGUGUAUCAUGUUUAUAUUUGUAAACAAUUGUAUAUUUUGUUCGAUAUGUAGGUUAUGUGCAUGUGUGUCACGUGGCAUGACCUUACCGACUCUUGUUUGAUACUAGCUAUAACAUCUACUCAAAUUCAUCAAAUCCCACAUUCAGAAAGGUGGUUUUUGAAAGGAAUAUGUUCUUUUUCAGGUCUCACCUGUCUCCACCUAGCCACUGUGAACAGGCAGCAUCGUCUGAUGAAGCUACUGAUGAAGAAAGGGGCAGACCUCAACCUCCAGGUUAGUCCAGUGACUCCCCCGGGUCUACUCCAUUACAAUAACCUCCCUAUGAGCACUAGAUGUUGAAAAGACGUUGAGAAAAGUAUUUCCGGUCACAAAAUAAAAUAAAAUAAAUGUUAUCUAACUAGGCAAGUCAGUUAAGAACUAAUUCUUAUUUACAAUGACGGCCUACCAAAAGGCAAAAGGCCUCCUUUUGGGGGCUUGGAUUAAAAAUAAAUAAAUAAAUAAAAUAUAGGACAAAACACACAUCACGACAAGAGAGACACCACAACACUACAUAAAGAGAGACCUAAGACAACCGCAUGGCAGCAACACAUGACAACACAGCAUGGUAGCAACACAACAUGACAACAACAUGGCAGCAGCGCAACAUGGUAGCAGCACAAUGAAUGGAACAAACAUUAUUGGGCACAGACAACAGCACAAAGGACAUUGAAAAUACCUCUCAACCAAUUUUGCUCACUGGGCUUGUAUUAUUGACGUAGUGUAUUACAUUGUGCUAUAAUACUGUAGUUAGUACUUUUUUUUUUUUUUUUUAUUUUUUUAUUUAACCUUUAUUUAACCAGGUAAGCCAGUUGAGAACAGGUUCUCAUUUACAACUGCGACCUGGCCAAGAUAAAGCAAAGUAGUGCAAUAAAAACAACACAGAGUUACAUAUGGGGUAAAAAACAUAAAGUCAGAAAUACAACAGAAAAUAUAUAUACAGUGUGUGCAAAUGUAGCAAGUUAUGGAGGUAAGGCAAUAAAUAGGCUAUAGUGCAGAAUAAUUACAAUAGUAUUAACACUGGAAUGCUAGAUGUGCAAGAGAUUAUGUGCAAAUAGAGAUACUGGGGUGCAAAAGAGCAAAAUAAAUAACAAUAUAGGGAUGAGGUAGUUGGGUGGGCUAAUUUCAGAUGGGCUGUGUACAGGUGCAGUGAUCGGUAAGGUGCUCUGACAACUGAUGCUUAAAGUUAUUGAGGGAGAUAAGAGUCUCCAGCUUCAGAGAUUUUUGCAAUUCGUUCCAGUCAUUGGCAGCAGAGAACUGGAAGGAAUGGCGGCCAAAGGAGGUGUUGGCUUUGGGAAUGACCAGUGAGAUAUAUAUAUCAGUGAGAUAUACUAACAUACAGUUAGUACUUCAAUGUGUCAUUGCUAAAUCCUCUUAAUUUGUAGUAGGGCAGAGAAAUAUUUACUUCGACAUAGAUGAUCAAACUACAAUUUACUGUCUUAAGUGAAUGCAUCAUGUCAUAAUGAGUGCAUGUGAUACAUUAAUGAGCACAUGGUAUUUAUUUAGAAGUAUUUAGAAGUACAGAGUGUCUCCCUCAAGCUACGUACUUCACUGCUUUACUGUACUCCCCUGUCUACUGCACUGGUGUAGUGAUACUGAUAGUGUAAUGGCCCUGAGCUCAGCGCGUUCUGAUAAAUUAGAGUUUGAUGUACUGGGAGCUUUAUCUGGAGCAGCUAGACUUGUCAGAGAAGAGGCCCGGGCCAGCAAGUCUGAGUCACAUACAGAUAGAUAUAGAACACAACAUAGCAGGCUGACCUAACCCUACCCUAGAUAUCAUUCUGUGCUAAAUAAACCUGCUGUACAGGAGAUAUCAAGCUGCCUCAUUUUAUGUUUUCAGUAUUUGAAUGAAUAGAAAUUAUAUUGAAGAGGACAGUUUAUAAAAUGUCCUAAGAUUUGUUGACCCUUUGCUCCCUACCUUUGCGCCUUUCCCUCACCCCAUCCUAUUUUUGAGGGGACAUUUUAUUUAUCGAGUCCCUCACCCUCGCCUGUCUUCUCUCUCCCGCAGGAAGGUACGAGUGGUAAAACGUCUCUCCAUCUGGCAGUGGAGCUCCAUGACAUUGUCUCUAUGACGCUGCUACUGAACAAGGGAGCCGAUGUGGACGUGGCGAUGUUUAACGGCUGCACGCCACUUCACCUCGCCGUGGGCCGGCAGGACGCAGCCAUCGCCAACCUGCUCUGCCAGUCCGGGGCUGAUAAGCUGCUGAGGAACAUGGAGGAUGAGACAGCCAUGGAUCUAGCUGGCGGCAAUGAUGAUGUGAGAUAUACAGGAAGGGCCAGUGUCCUACACACAAUCCUCCAUUGAACAUGCUUUUUAGUCCAGGACUAUAGUUAUAGCCUUAAUCUACACUAUAUAUACAAAAGUAUAUGGGCACCCCUUCAAAUUUGUGCAUUCGGCUAUUUCAGCCACACCCGUUGCUGACAGGUGUAUAAAAUCGAGCACACAGCCAUGCAAUCUCCACAGACAAACAUUGGCAGUAGAAUGGCCUUACUGAAGAGCUCAGUGACUUUUAACGUGGCACCGUCAUAGGAUGCCACCUUUCCAACAAGUCAUUUCGUCAAAUGUCUGCCCUGCUAGAGCUGCCCCGGUCAGCUUUAAGUGCUGUUAUUGUGAAGUGGAAAAGUCUAGCAGCAACAACAGUUCGGCUGCAAAGUGGUAGGCCACACAUGCUCACAGAACGGGACCACCGAGUGCUGAAGCGCGUAGCGCGUAAAAAUAGUCUGUCCUCGGUUGCAACACUCACUACCGAGUUCCAAACUGUCUCUGGAAGCAAUGUCAGCACAAUAACUGUUUGUCGGGAGCUUCAUGAAAUGGGUUUCCAUGGCCGAGCAGCCGCACACAAGCCUAAGAUCACCAUGCGCAAUGCUAAGCGUCUGCUGGAGUGGUGUAAAGCUCGCCGCCAUUGGACUCUGGAGCAGUGGAAACGCAUUCUCUGGAGUGAUGAAUCACGCUUCACCAUCGGGCAGUCCGACGGACAAAUCUGGGUUUGGCGGAUGCCAGGAGAACGCUACCUGCCCCAAUGCAUAGUGCCAACUGUAAAGUUUGGUGGAGGAGGAAUAAUGGUCUGGGGCUGUUUGUCAUGGUUCGGGCUAGGCCUUUGGUUCCAGUGAAGGGAAAUCUUAACGCUACAGCAUACAAUGACAUUGUAGACGAUUCUGUGCUUCCAACUUUGUCGCAACAGUUUGGGAAAGGCCCUUUCCUGUUUCAGCAUGACAAUGCCCCCGUGCACAAAGCGAGGUCCAUACAGAAAAAUUGUUUGUCAAGAUCGGUGUGAAAGAACUUGACUGGCCUGCACAGAGCGCUGACCUCAACCCCAUCGAACACCUUUGGGAUGAAUUGGAACGCUGAUUACGAGCCAGGCCUAAUCGCCCAACAUCAGUGCCCGACCUCACUAAUGCUCUUGUGGCUGGUUGGAAGCAAGUCGUCGCAGCAAUAUUCCAACAUCUAGUGGAAAGCCUUUCCAGAAGAGUGGAGGCUGUUAUAGCAGCAAAGGGGGGACCAACUCCAUAUUAAUGGCCAUGAUUUUGGAAUGAGAUGUUCAUGUAGUGUAUGUCUGGGAAACCAGCUCAAAGUAUUUAGUGUAUUUGGUGUGUGACUCGAAGUCUGAUGAUAAUCACUGAGAAUGCUAGAAAUUCAUAUUUUUGAUGAUGGGGGGGGUUUAACAUCCCCAAUGUAUUUCCUGUUGUGAAGGAGAAUGACUGGAUUGUUGUCUGGUCAGAGGUAGAAAAUAUCAUGUGAAAUGUAACCCCCCCACCAUAUGCUUUUCUUUCAGAUCCUUGCUCUUUUCCCUUUUGAUGACAUCCAAAUCCAGGGUAGGUCAGUGGUUAGAGUGCCAUUCUGACCGUGUACUUCUCUCACCACCUGAAUACUCUACAACUGGUGACAUUUGACCUCUUGAACAUCAUCAUGGAGCCUCGUCAGAAAACUGUAGCUUUACAUCAAUCACGUUUGUAAUUUGCUAUUUUUAAGGUGAUUUUUCAUUUAUAUAAAUCUUCGCUACAGGGUUAUUUAUCGUUGUUGUGCAGUGUAUAUGUGAAUGUGUGCGCUCUUUAGACAUUCACGUUGAAAAGUUGCUUAUUCUCUGCUAGCAAAGUGGUACAAAGGUGUAAUAUUAUUUGAUGGUUGAUACCCGUUUUCAAAUGCAGCAAAAUCAGCAGGAAAAUCUAAUGGAGACUUAAAUGAUACAUAUUUUCUCAUACAAGGUAACUGAUUUACUACCAAAAACAAAUGUAUGAAUAUGAGCGGAAAUAAUUCAAUUAAAAUGUUUAAUUUCCCUACAAAGUACACAGGGAAUCUACCUCUUUAUCACGUGUGUAUAAUAACAGAUUAUAGUGGGACAUUUAGCUUCAACACAUACAAAAUGCAUUGCUUUCGUGCUAUAAAUGAACAUUGUUUCAGCUUUCAAAUUGAAAAUGUUUUUCAAUUAUACUUUAGUCACUGUAAAUCUGUUGACAUGGAGCGAAGUUCUUUAUUAUCAUAAUUUAAUAUCUUUCAAUGUAUAUUUAAUUGAUCGGUUUCUGCUUUGAAUGCAUUGCCUUUCCAGUAUCUGUAUUGGUAAGACACAUUAAACAGCUGUAUUUUCGAUACAGUCAAAUAUUCCCUAUUUUACCAUCUUUCUCCUCCUUCAUCUCUGAUAAAUCAGGUAUGAUCCUUGUUAUGGUGUACUGAAUCAGACUGGCUUGUUUAGAUGUUUUGCCUUCUUUUAACACUUCCAAACUCUUAUAUUUUGUAAUAAAAUAAAUAAACC